Rotaria sp. Silwood2 is the source of this 312-nucleotide messenger RNA. The record is from the annotation of a GenBank genome assembly. Lineage: Eukaryota; Metazoa; Rotifera; Eurotatoria; Philodinida; Philodinidae.
AUGCCGUUUAUAUUUGGUCGACGACGUUUUCGUAAUCGUUUUAUCACAUUUUUAACAAUUUUGGGUAUUUUUUUAAUAAUAUCAUUUAUAAUUCGUACUGAUCCAAUAAUAAUAACAAAUAUAAAUACAAAAGAUAUUAAAGCACGUCUAUUUUGUGUGUUAGUACAUACACAUUCAACGCAUGAAGAAUUUAUUUAUUUAAAUAAUAUAACAUGGGCUAAACAUUGUCACAAAAUUAGUAUUGUAAGAUAUAAACGAUUACAAACACCUGAUGAAGGUAAGUUAAUUGAUCAAAUGAAACUUUUUAUGUAA